UCCUAUUUGAAUACCACAAAACAAAAUGGAUAAGAAGAGCUCUUCACCAAAUAAUUCAUUUACAAGUGCCAUGACACUUACUGAAGAGGGACUAACCUGCAUUCCCAAGCGUUACAUUCUUCCACCAUCCCUACGCCCCAACGGAACCUUGCCCAACACAUGCUUGCCAAUUGUGGAUCUAUCAUUACUGCAAUACCCUCUUCUUCGGCCACAGAUAAUCCAGCAACUACACCUGGCCUGCAAGGAACUAGGUUUUUUCCAGGUAGUCAACCAUGGAAUCCCAUUAUCAGUCAUGAAAGAUGCAUUGGAUAAUGCAACUGAGUUCUUUGAUUUACCAUAUGAAGAGAAAAUGCAUCUCUUGUCUUCAAAUGUUCAUGACCCCGUAAGGUAUAGUACCAGUCUAAAUGAUGUCAAAGACAAAGUAUACUUUUGGAGAGACUUCCUCAAGCACUAUGCUAAUCCAAUCUCAAAUUGGAUAGAUUUGUGGCCAUCAAAUCCCACAUGUUACAAGGAGAAAAUGGGAAAUUACACAAAGGCAAUACAAAAGUUGCAGGAAGAACUCAUGGAAGUAAUAUUUGAGAGCUUAGAACUAAACCCCAAAUACUUACAUGAAGACAUUGCAGAAGGCUCCCAGGUCAUAGCCGUUAAUUGCUAUCCAACAUGUCCUGAGCCGGAUCUUGCACUAGGCUUGCCACCACACACAGAUUAUUCUUUGAUAUCCAUUAUUCUUCAAAACCAUCAGGGCUUGCAAAUCAUGGAUCGAAAUGAAAAGUGGCAUUCAGUUCCAGUCAUUGAAGGAGGCCUCAUUGUUCUCGUGGGAGAUCACAUGGAAGUAUUGAGCAAUGGUCGAUACAAAGGUGUUGUCCACCGAGCAACAGUUAACUCAGAGAAAAAGCGCCUUUCCAUUGCCAGCCUUCACAGUCUAGCUUUAGGUAAAAAAGUUAGACCUGUCCCAGCGCUUGUCGAUGAACAACAUACCUUGUCCUAUAAAGAAGGAGGAUUCAGUGAUUUCCUUGACUUCAUUUCUGGAGAAGAUAUUGUGAAGGUAAAGUACAUAGAUAAAUUAAAAAUAAAUCCAUGA
Messenger RNA from Solanum pennellii, 1081 nucleotides. RefSeq names its product flavanone 3-dioxygenase 3-like. The transcript is spliced from 3 exons. Bases 26 to 1081 code for a protein of 351 amino acids. The record is from RefSeq and is a predicted model, not a curated record. Lineage: Eukaryota; Viridiplantae; Streptophyta; Magnoliopsida; Solanales; Solanaceae.